CCAACUUUUUUUCAUCAUUUUUCCAACACACACAUAAUACUCCUUUUGCGCCACUUUGUGAGAAGGAUAGCUAGUCUUUCCUUGGUUUGGAUAAAGAAAAAAAUCUUCAAGAAAAAUCAACCUAAGAACUUCUUGUUGAGUUUGAUGGUGCUAACAUCUAAUAUGUCAUUAUGGCCGACCACUAUAGUUCUCUUCAUUUCACUUUUGCUCCAAACCACAAGCCUUGACGCAGCAGCCACAAGCACUGCCCUCGCCAAACACAGAAGAGAGGUCAUUGAGGCUCGCCAUGGUGCCGUUGCCACUGACGACGGCCGAUGUUCCCGAAUCGGGAUGGGCGUUCUUCGUGAAGGAGGCCACGCUGUGGAUGCUGCGGUGGCUGCCGCUUUUUGCUUGGGGGUUGUGAGUCCGGCGUCGAGUGGCAUUGGUGGAGGAGCCUUCAUGCUUGUGAGGCUAGCCAGUGGGAAGCCACAAGUGUAUGACAUGAGAGAAACUGCCCCUUUGCUAGCUUCUGAGAACAUGUAUGCUGGCAAUGCUUCUCUGAAAUCUAAAGGCAGUCUCUCAAUAGCAGUUCCAGGGGAACUUGCAGGCCUUCACAAGGCUUGGAAACAGCACGGAAGGCUUCCGUGGGCGAGGCUCGUGAGGCCGGCCGAGCGCCUCGCUCAUUCGGGAUUUAAGAUAUCACCCUACCUCCAAAUGCAGCUGACAAGCUCCAAAUCAUCAGUCUUUGCAGAUGAAGGCCUCAACACUACUUUUACAUCAAAUGGCAAUCUCUUGAAGGUAGGUGACAUCUGCCACAACAAGAAACUAGCACAAACGCUCCGAAAGAUUUCGGAUUUCGGUGUAGGGGCCUUCUAUAAUGGAUCAAUUGGACUAAAUUUAGUUAGAGAUGUUCAAAAGGCUGGUGGUAUAUUGACAAUGAGGGACUUGCAAAAAUACCAAGUUAAGCUGAGAAGGCCAAUCUCUGCAGACAUUAUGGGGCUCAAAUUACUCGUCAUGCCUCCUCCUUCUGGGGGUCCUCUGAUGAUACUUAUGCUUAACAUUCUUUCCCAAUAUGGAAUUCCUUCUGGAGUGUCCGGCUCUCUAGGGGUCCACCGAGAAAUUGAAGCUUUGAAACACACGUUUGCUGUGAGAAUGAACCUUGGUGAUCCUGACUUUGUUGAUUUGUCUGAAGUUCUUUCUGAUAUCCUCUCUCCUAAAUUUGCUGAAGAAUUAAGGAAGACCAUAAACGACAACAAGACCUUUGGUCCUGGCCAUUAUGGUGGCAAGUGGAAUCAGAUCUAUGACCAUGGUACCAGUCAUUUGUCUGUCAUAGAUCAUCAAGAGAAUGCAGUCUCCAUGACUACAACAGUGAAUUCAUAUUUUGGUUCAAAAAUAAUGUCACCAAGCACUGGAAUAAUCUUGAACAAUGAAAUGGAUGAUUUCUCCAUGCCGGGGAAUGUUUCGACCGGUAUUCAACCGCCGGCACCCCCUAAUUUCAUCAGGCCAGGGAAAAGGCCAUUGUCAUCCAUGUCACCUACUAUAGUCCUAAAGGAUAAUCAACUUAAAGCUGUAUUAGGUGCAAGCGGUGGAACUUUCAUAUUUAGUGCGGUUGGUGAGGUCCUCUUAAAUCAUUUUGCCAAGAAAAUGGACCCUUUCUCUUCUAUCAUGACUCCAAGGAUUUAUCAUCAGCUGAUACCUAAUGUUGUUAAGUAUGAGAAUUGGACAACCGUGAUUGGAGACCACAUUGAAGUUGCUGCAAAUAUAAGAGAAUCCCUUCAAAAGAAAGGCCAUGUCCUAGAGGGACUUGCUGGUGGGACUAUUUGCCAGUUUAUAGUUCAAUAUGGAGAAACUUCCAAAGAAAAUAAACAUAUCAGAAAGAUUGUAGCAGUGAGCGACCCUAGAAAGGGUGGGUUUCCUUCUGGUUUUUGACAUUGUAAACUAGUCUUAAUGGAAUUGAAAUAAAUAAGUUGUUUUCUCAAUUUACCAUGUUUUCUAACUCAACUUCUCCAUCUAUUUUAUGGGAACUUAAAGCAAACUUACAC
This is a messenger RNA of Morus notabilis, 2021 nucleotides long. RefSeq names its product glutathione hydrolase 1. The transcript has 7 exons. The record is from RefSeq and is a predicted model, not a curated record. NCBI's taxonomy places the organism in Eukaryota, Viridiplantae, Streptophyta, Magnoliopsida, Rosales, Moraceae. Gene Ontology annotation, cellular component: plasma membrane. Gene Ontology annotation, biological process: glutathione catabolic process. The coding region runs from base 145 to 1908 and encodes 587 amino acids. Gene Ontology annotation, molecular function: glutathione gamma-glutamate hydrolase.